Molecule: messenger RNA, 1385 nt
Organism: Podarcis raffonei (Aeolian wall lizard)
Lineage: Eukaryota; Metazoa; Chordata; Lepidosauria; Squamata; Lacertidae
Product: phosducin-like protein
Exons: 2
Coding region: 277-1113 (278 amino acids)
Biological process (GO): regulation of G protein-coupled receptor signaling pathway
Source: RefSeq, a predicted model, not a curated record
CAAGUUUGUCCCGAGCUGGACUCCGUAGCUGAGGGGUGGGGAAUGAGAGGAGCACAGCAAUAGAGGCGGACCAUUUGGGUGGACAAAACUUACAUUCCUCCUUGUGCGAAACAGGCUAUAGAUCUAGAAGUCUCUUCCAAGCCACAUUCUGCAGAAAGAGUUACAUAGGAACAACGGGAAAGAGUGGCAGGAGACCUGUCAGGGAAUUGGUUUGUCUUACCUUCCUUGCCUACAAAGAAUAAUUUCAAAUCUUUCGAAGACUGUGUGGCACUAGCCAUGCGGAAAGGGAACUUAACAGCAUGCUGCGACCCCACUAACCAACAGAUGGACAUGUCAAAGAGGCCGAGCAGCGAUGGCAGCUCAGUAAACACAGGCCCCAAAGGGGUGAUCAAUGACUGGAGGAGAUUCAAGCAGCUGGAGACAGAGCAGCGGGAGGAACAGUGCCGGGAGAUGAAGCGCCUCAUCCAGAAGCUCUCGAUGACAUGCAGGUCCCACCUGGACGAUGAGGAGGACAAGCGGAAGCAGCAGGAGCUCCAGAAAAAGCUGGAUGGCAAGCUAACCCUGCAGGAGUACAGCGCGCUGCGCGAGGGCCCAGAUGAUGAGGAGUUCCUGCAGCAGUACCGCAAGCGGCGCAUGGAGGAGAUGCGGCUGCAGCUGCGCGGCGGGCAGCACUUCCAGCAGGUUGUCGAGAUCGACAGUGGGGAGGCCUUUCUGGUCACCAUUGACAAAGCGCCCAAGAAUUCCCUGGUGAUGGUCCACGUCUAUGAGGAUGAUGUCCCAGGGGCUGGCUCCCUCCACGGAUGCAUGGUCUGCCUGGCCACUGAGUACCCCGUGGUCAAGUUCUGCCGGGUGCGGAGCUCCCUGAUCGGCGCCAGCUCCCGCUUCACCACCAGCGCCCUGCCGGCACUCCUGGUCUACAAGGGUGGGGAACUGGUGGGCAACUUUGUCCGUGUCACUGACCAACUGGGUGAGGACUUCUUUGCCGGGGACCUGGAGGGCUUCCUGCAGGAGUGCGGCCUGCUCCCUGAGAAGGACCUGGUGCUCCUCACCUCUGUCCUCGAUGCCUCCUCCUCCUCCUGCCUCAGCGAGGACAGUGACCUGGAGAUCAACUGAGGGCACCCUAGGGGGAGCAGAGAGGCACCUGUGAAGGGGCGAGUAGAAAAGCCCACCCUUCACCUAUGGAAGCCCAGAAGGACCAGAAAAAGUUAUAUAUGGAGAAUAAAUGGUUGAGAUAUUCGGAUUUAUUGUUGGAAGAUAAUGAAGGAUUUAAAUUAAGACCAUUUGAGCAAAUUAAAGAUAAAUUGGAUUGGCUACAUUAUUACCAGAUCAAUGAACUGUUUAAGCUUGAUAAGAAAAAUGGUUUUGCAUCGGGAAAAACCAAAUUG